AGGAAUUCAGGUUCAGAAAAUGUUUCAGAGGUAUUCCACGCUGAGAUGAUAUCUGUGUGUGCGAGUUUCGCGCGUUUGAAGCGAUGAGCGGUUCGAAAAAUUUGGAGAGUGCCUCGCCAGGAAACGAUAUUGCGUCGCACCGUCAUUUAAGCGAGCCAGCUGGUCAUCGUAGAAAUCGACGUCGUCGUAGGACGGAAGGCGAAGGGUGUACGUUACACCUCAACGUCGAAUGGGAUCCUGUGGAAAAAGCGCUUCGUCGUCGCGUUCUUCGUCCGUUCAUUAAACCUUGUGAUAUACUUGUUACCGACUUGACGGACUUUCCAACACAAUUGAAUCGAGCAGUUGAGGCGCUUUCUGCACACGUACCGGAGCUGAAUGUGUUCGGAAUCGGCUUAGGGAUUAGUCGAGCAAUUAACUUGAGUCUACAAGUUGCGGAUCUUUUCAAGACUCAGUACACUGUUAUGUUUCGUGCUAAGUAG
Messenger RNA from Notodromas monacha, 479 nucleotides. NCBI's taxonomy places the organism in Eukaryota, Metazoa, Arthropoda, Ostracoda, Podocopida, Cyprididae. The record is from the annotation of a GenBank genome assembly.